This is a messenger RNA of Ogataea parapolymorpha DL-1, 243 nucleotides long. RefSeq lists its product as uncharacterized. Bases 1 to 243 code for a protein of 80 amino acids. Lineage: Eukaryota; Fungi; Ascomycota; Pichiomycetes; Pichiales; Pichiaceae. Gene Ontology annotation, cellular component: mitochondrial inner membrane; mitochondrion; MICOS complex. The transcript has a single exon. The record is from RefSeq and is a predicted model, not a curated record.
AUGUCCGAAAUCGCUACCUCCUCCCCAUCCACGUCCCUGGUCAACGCCAAGUGGGAUGUGGUCAUCUCGAACGGAAUUGUCAAGUCUGGUCUCGGCUUCGGAGCCGGCGUGCUCGCGUCCGUUCUCUUUUUCAGAAGAAGAGCAUUCCCAGUGUGGCUGGGCCUCGGGUUCGGUCUAGGAAGAGCCUACUCAGAGGGAGAUUCCAUAUUCAGAGAAGCCGGUAUUAGAGAAGUGAAGGCUUAG